Mesorhabditis spiculigera is the source of this 2274-nucleotide messenger RNA. Lineage: Eukaryota; Metazoa; Nematoda; Chromadorea; Rhabditida; Rhabditidae. The record is from the annotation of a GenBank genome assembly.
AUGGGCCUUGGACCGGCAUUAGAGACGACGGAAUCUUCAACUGGGAAGAGUACGACUAGGACGCCGGGCAUGUUCGUUUUGGCAUUAUCAAUGAGACGGCUGGAAGACUUACCAUCCACUUCAGUAAGCGCCAUCCUCAUAUGGAUACGGAAUAUCAAGUCGUCUCGCGUAUUAUCACGGAUGCUGUUCUCGUCGUUCCACAGAGAAACUCUAAUUUAUACGAAAUUCCCGCCGGAAGCACUGUCAAAUUCUGCUUCGAGUUCCCGGCUGAGUACUUCAGUGACAAUCAGCGAGGAGCAGGCGAAUUGUCGUUGCCCAAGUCAGCCGAGUUGUUACGUUCGGAAAGGAGCGCCACGGAUGACGAUCACUCCGGAUGGUCCGUACGAGGUUGCACCGGGUGAGGGGAUCAAUAUCACGUGCUCGGCCGUUUCGUAUCCCUUUCCGCGGUUGUUCUGGAUCAGCCAAAACCAACCGGUCCCGAACAUCAAUGAGAACCCCUUCGCCUUUAUGAGUGAGCAGUAUCUGAUCAUCAAGAAUUUGUAUCGUACGGAAAGGUUCACCUGCAUCGCGUCAAACCCGUUGGGCAAGGUUCAACGGACUGUCGAAAUCCGGGUUGCAGGCCCCGGGACACCACCAAUCCUCACUGCCCUACGGCCCAACCGGGAUUCGAUCUAUUUCCGAUGGGAUCCACCGCUGGUCAUCAACAGCCCAAUCACACGAUGCGCCAUCUACCACUCGGAAAAUGAACAUUUGCCGCUGGAGCAAUGGAAAGUCGACUAUGCCAAUGGACACGCUCGUGAAAUCACGAUCCAUGGCCUGCACCCAUCGACGCAAUACUGGGUGAAGUUGAGAGCGUUCGAUACGCGAGGUCCGGGUCUGAUCAGCCAUCCUAUUUCCGUUACCACAAGGCCAGCUGCCGUCGGGCCGUCUAUCCGAAUUCUGGAGGGUGACGAGGUAACGAUCGAGCCUGGUGCACCACUUGACAUCACUUGCAACGUUACGGCUGAUCCAAUUGCGACUAUUACAUGGCUGCAUGGAAAUAAGAUCAUGUCAAAACCCGAGCGCAGUACCGUUUCCAAGAUGCACAUGUGGGGGUUGAGGGAGAGCUCGAAAUUUACCUGCGAGGCGCAAAACGAAGUGGGGACCGAUCGCAGGACAAUAAGGGUCAAUGUUAGAGGAUCGCCACAUCAAAACUACCCGCUGGCAACACAACGGCCGAAGGCAACGCCACCAAACUUCCCCGUCACCCAGUGGAUCAUCAAAACGACACCGAGCACAGCGCAACCGUUCUUUGACAGUCGCGAAAUUGUGAUCGAGCCGGCGGAUCCGUAUCGAGAACCUCCACGAGUAUAUCAAACGCCGACAACCAGUAGCACCACUACGACGACUACUGCUACGACCACAACAACUACUACCACGACCACGGCCGCUACUAGACCCACGGUGCCCGUUACAACAACCACCUUCGCGCCGAGGACACACCCAACGACUACAACCACUACUACCACAACUACUACUACCACCACGACCACUACGACGACCACGACAACCACAACAACGCCGAGAACACGACCACCGACUACUCCUUACGUUCCAGAGAUCAGAACACAAGCACCGCGCUGGAAUCCGAAUUCAAACCCCAGCGUCCACGUACACCCAACGCGAGCCACCGACAAUGGGCUCACUAGACUCGACAUUUUGCCUGGAUCUCGGAUAACGCUAGCUUGCAAUGGAAGUGGAGAUCCGGAGCCAAGCGUCCAAUGGAUCCCGCAUGAGAAGGCUGACGAUCUGAAGUUCAAAAACGUCCAACACCGAGGGCAAAACUUCUUGCGAGUAUACAACAUCACAUCGAGGACAGAAUUCCGAUGCACGGCGCAAUCACCAGCUGGCGCGACAAUGUGGAGGGUAGUGCUGGAAGUGAUUCCAAGACUGCGCCCAGAUUGGCGCGACAAUCUGAUCUCGGCCGAAUUUGACGACGGUAGCGUCAUGGUAAACAUCGACGAUCGCCUGCGCGAUUGGCUAGGAAUUAAGGACAAUUGGAGCCUGUAUUUUACUGACGAUGCCGACCUGAAGAACGAUUGGGAAAAGAUUGAGGGCACGGGGGCUAUGCAGGGCAUUCGACUGGACGAGACGAACCAAUGGACGUACUACUACGUGGAGAUUGAGAACCCGGACACCGGGGUGUUGAGCCCCAACUUUAAGAUCAUCGCCAGCAACUGGGACGCCAACGUGGAGAUCCAGACUCCGAACCACAACGACGACGAGGAUGAUUAU